CGAUUAUUCUUGAGCUUACCCGCGACGAGCAUGUCCCAUCCAUGUCUUCAUCUAUCAAUGAACAGAUUAUUCCUGUCCUGAAAGCCUCCGUUCACGACGUUCGACACUUUACAUCCUUACUCCGUGGUGUAAAUUUUGCCAAUGUUCGACAUUUCUUUUGGGUAUAUUCGACUUGUUCAUGGCUGAUGAUCUAUGAAGCGGGCUGGAGUGACUGUAACUCAACACGGACUGGUGGUCGCUGUGGAAGAAGCCCGGACAUUGUUGGGCACCGCGUACAUCUUCUCUGACGUUUUCGAUGAAUACGAGUAUCACUCAGAGUCUCUCAAGACGCGCUCUUUGCAGCACCCUCAAUCACAACAAGACGAAGAAGACAUUGACAUCGAAAACACUGCAUUCGAAAUACAACUCAAUACACUGAUAGAAUGUCUUAACAUAUUUGGUACGGCCGGCGGCACAGGAUCCUCUGGUAGUGGGAAGCGUGUGCAGUUGAAGCAAGACGAUGAGGAGGAAAGCAGUGACAACCAGGGUGACAACAACGAAAGGAAUGGAUUUAGGAGGCAAUCCAAUGGACGCAAGAAGACAGGCCAAGGGGGGAACACUUCUUUGGACCUAUUUUUCAACAGGUCAGAUAGAAGGACUAGCAUGCGAAUGACAUAUCUAGGUGAGGGGUCUCCCUUAACGCUACUCAUUGCUGAAGAUUCUUCUGGACCGACAACAACGUGCGAAAUAUCAACUUUUGAAGCCGAACCACAAUUAGAACUACCCUUCGAUGCUAAGGAUACGAAAUUGAAAGUGAUAUUAAAGUCUUCUUGGUUGAAAGAAGCAUUAUCGGAAAUCGAUCCGUCAUGCGACAAGUUGACGUUCAUUGCGAACCCUCCGGAAAAAGCUGACACGGAUGGUACAGUCGCAAGACAAGAGGAACGGACGCGAACUCGUGCAAAACCGAUACUCCGUAUAAGAGCGACGAGUAUGCAUGGAACUACAGAGAUGGAAUACUUCAACGAUAGAGAUGUUCUUGAAACUUUUGACUGUCUUGAACCAGUGAGCUUUAGCUAUCGAUUUGUCCACAUAACACGCGCGAUGCGGGCUCUCCAGACUUCGGUCAAGACUUCUCUACGGAUCGACGGGGAGGGUUUGCUGAGCCUUCAAUUUCUCAUGCCGGCUCAAAGAGCAAGAAGGGAAGGCACUGGUCACCGGGGGGGCCGGGAGAAUUUUAUCGAGUUCUGUUGUCUUCCGUUGGAUGAAGACAUCAGCUAAAGGUCGUGGUAAUAGAAUGAAUGAAACGUGUGUUAGAUUGCUACUUAAAUUAGUACAAUUUAUGAGUCGACAAACGCCCAUCCGC
This is a messenger RNA of Marasmius oreades (fairy-ring Marasmius), 1342 nucleotides long. RefSeq lists its product as uncharacterized. Gene Ontology annotation, cellular component: checkpoint clamp complex. Gene Ontology annotation, biological process: DNA damage checkpoint signaling; DNA repair. The transcript is spliced from 9 exons. The coding region runs from base 193 to 1257 and encodes 354 amino acids. The record is from RefSeq and is a predicted model, not a curated record. NCBI's taxonomy places the organism in Eukaryota, Fungi, Basidiomycota, Agaricomycetes, Agaricales, Marasmiaceae.